AUGUCCGGCCCUCCCCUCGGCCAACCCUGGAAGGGAAACGUCGGCGACAACCCCAACAUAAACCGCGACCCUCCACCCCCUCCCAUCAACGCCGCCCCCGCUCCUCCCGCCGCCGCCCCCAACAACCCCCAAAUCGUGCACGAACAACACCAGCCGCCCAUCUACGGGCCCCCAGUCCCCAUUGGCAUCGGCGGCCCCGCCCUAGGCAUAGGUGCGUUUCCGCCCUUCUUCCCCGCACCCCUGGGUCUCGGUAUGGACCCGAUGCUCACGGGCAUGAUGAUGGGCAACGCACCGCUUGCGCCCAUCCGCGCUGGCAACUUUCUCCCAGGCGCUCACCACGGUAUAGGGUUUGGGGUUCACGGCGAGGCGGGAAUGCCGUUUCCGCCGCCGCCGCCGGGGGUGGUGGCGGGGGCUGUACCGGCUUUUGCACCGGCGUUGCCGUUGUGGGCGGCGGGUGGGGGGUUGGGGUUUGGGAAUGUGCCGGCGGGUGUUGGGGUGCUGCCUGGGGUGGGAAUGGGGAUGGGGAUGAUGGGGAUGGGGAUGGGGAUGGGGAUGGGUGGUGCCUCGAUGCAUAAUCGACCCGCGCCCAUGUUUCACGAUGGGAAUCUGGGGUUCCCCGUGCAGCCUGAGCAAGGCGAUCCCACGCAGAUUGCAGGUGGGAUUCCACCGGGCGUGACUCUGGUGGAGUCUGCCGAGCACAGCAUUGUCAUCUUCAUCAAGGGGAACGUGUGUCCUUGGUUGUCGCCUGGUGCGCAGUUCCAGGUCGAGCCCAUGGCGUUUGGGAGUUCGACUGGGUUGAAUCGCGUGAUUCAGGUGCUGAAUAACAAUGCGGCGCCGGAUGAAUGCGAGAAUAUGGCGAUUACAGAAUGUAUUGAGUUGGGCAAUGGGUUCUUUGAGAAGGGCCAGACGUUCAAGUAUAAUGAUGCGGUGUCGAGAGUGCUGACCAUGAAAGAUGCUGGGUGGGACAAUAAGCGGAAUAGGGCUGGGGGUAAUAGUUUGCAUCUUUGGUUACAUAGGAUUUGA
Messenger RNA from Plenodomus lingam JN3, 1023 nucleotides. RefSeq lists its product as uncharacterized. The record is from RefSeq and is a predicted model, not a curated record. NCBI's taxonomy places the organism in Eukaryota, Fungi, Ascomycota, Dothideomycetes, Pleosporales, Leptosphaeriaceae.